Messenger RNA from Rhinolophus ferrumequinum (greater horseshoe bat), 2229 nucleotides. It is a transcript of the gene ACP4, whose product is annotated as acid phosphatase 4. Bases 1 to 1281 code for a protein of 426 amino acids. Gene Ontology annotation, biological process: negative regulation of ERBB4 signaling pathway; regulation of neuronal synaptic plasticity; lysosome organization. Gene Ontology annotation, cellular component: postsynaptic membrane; lysosome. Gene Ontology annotation, molecular function: receptor tyrosine kinase binding; acid phosphatase activity; protein tyrosine phosphatase activity. The record is from RefSeq and is a predicted model, not a curated record. NCBI's taxonomy places the organism in Eukaryota, Metazoa, Chordata, Mammalia, Chiroptera, Rhinolophidae. The transcript has 11 exons.
AUGGCUGGGUCAGGCUUCCAGGGCCACCCCGCUGCCGGAUCUCUCCUGUUCCUGCUGAUGUUCCUGCCCCAGGCCCUGAUGGAAGAAGGACCCCUGGUGUUCGUGGCUGUGGUGUUCCGCCAUGGUGACCGGGCCCCGCUGGCCUCCUACCCCAAGGACCCGCACAAGGAGGCUGUUUCCACCCUGUGGCCACGUGGCCUGGGCCAGUUGACCUCGGAGGGGGUUCUCCAGCAGCUGGAGUUGGGCCGCUUCCUGAGGAGUCGCUAUGAGGCCUUUCUGAGCCCCACGUACCGGCGGGAGGAGGUGUACGUUCGCAGCACAGACUUUGACCGGACGCUGGAGAGUGCUCAGGCCAACCUCGCAGGGCUGUUCCCCGAGGCUGCCCCGGGGCGCCCUGAGGCCGCCUGGAGGCCCAUCCCUGUGCACACGGUGCCUGUCACUGAGGACAAGCUGCUGAGGUUCCCCACGCGCAGUUGUCCCCGAUACCACGAACUGCUGCGCGAGGCCACCGAGGCGGCUGAAUACCAGACAGCCCUGGAGGGCUGGACGGACUUCCUGAUGCAACUGGAGAACUUCACGGGGCUGUCACUGGUCGGGGAGCCGCUCCGCAGGGCGUGGAAAGUUCUGGACACACUGAUGUGCCAGCGAGCCCAUGGUCUUCCCCUCCCAUCCUGGGCCUCCCCGGAUGUCCUGCGGACGCUAGCCCAGAUUUCAGCUUUGGAUAUUGGGGCCCAUGUGGGCCCACCCCGGGCAGCAGAGAAGGCCCAGCUGACAGGGGGGAUCCUUCUGGAUGCCAUCCUUGCCAACUUCUCUCGGGUCCAGCGCCUGGGGCUGCCCCUCAAGAUGGUGAUGUAUUCCGCUCACGACAGCACUCUGCUGGCCCUCCAGGGGGCCCUGGGCCUCUACGACGGGCACACCCCACCGUACGCUGCCUGCCUUGGCUUCGAGUUCCGGAAGCGCCUUGGGGACCCGGAGGAAGAUGCAGGGAACGUCACCGUCUCCCUCUUCUACCGCAACGACUCCGCUGGCCUGCCCCUGAGCCUCCGUCUCCCUGGGUGCCCGGCCCCCUGCCCACUAGGCCGCUUCCGCCAACUGACCGCCCAGGCCCGGCCUCCCGUUCAUGGGGUCCCCUGCCAUGGCUCCCAUGAACCUGCCCCACCCACAGCCACCAUGGUGCCCCUGCUGGCCGGGGCUGUGGCCUUGCUGGUGGCACUCAGCGUGGGGCUGGGCCUGCUGGCCUGGAGACCCGGCUGCCUGCGGGCAUGGGGAGACCCGGUGUGAAACGAGAAACGGGGCACCCUUCCCCCACAGUUGACCCUGGAUCCCAACAUGUCUGCUCACCUGCUGCACUGGCUUCCGUGACUGUGUGCCUAUGCGCGUGGGGGACACGGGAGGACCCUGGGCCCAGAAGCUGCAAGUGGAUGUAUGCACACGUGUGUGUGGGUGUGUCUAUGUGGUUCAAGUGUAGACAUUGGUGUUUCUGCACUGAAGACGUGCAGUGUCUACACUGAGGUUCCCACGCAGGUCCACACGUGUGCCUGUCACGUGGGGGAUGUGCAUGGGCAUCUAUAUUUAGCAUGUUUCUCAACAGGCAUGGGAGCAUGUGGUGAGGACCUGCGGGGUGGGGCGAGCCCUGGGUGUGUAGGUGAAGCACUUGCAAUGUGUGCACCUGAUAUGCAACAAAGUUGCACCUGCACGAGCCCAUCUGUGGGUCAUGCACUACUGAGGCUCUCUAUGCCCUAAAGAGCUACCAGGGACGGUUUUAAUCCUCUCCACUGGGGGGGGGGGGAGGGCGGAUGGGCUUCAGGUCUAUCUUGUGGAGGGAAUUCAAGGAAGGCCUGGCCCAAAGGCUGGUCAGUAAUAAUCGGGAGGCUCUGUGGCUCUGGACAAGUGACUGGCCUCUCUGUGCUCCCAUCUCAUUUGGCACAACCAAGACUCAAAUUCAUUGGACCUCACUACCCCUGAAAUUAACCUCCCGGGACCAGCAAAGCAGGUGUGACCGGUACCAUUUUCUCAGGGCUGCGCCUAAUACAGCGCACACUACCGGCUGCCAUGUGGCCAGUUAAGUUAAAUAAAAUAUCAAGUUCAGGUCCCACUUGCAUGGCCACAUUUCAAGCCAUCAGCCACACGUGGCUGUCCUACUGGACAGCGCUUAAACCUACAGCACAUCCAAUACAAACAGCAGACUCCGCGGGGCACUGGGUGUGGGCCAGGCACAGCUCCAGGCCG